Messenger RNA from Ustilaginoidea virens, 2442 nucleotides. RefSeq lists its product as uncharacterized. The record is from RefSeq and is a predicted model, not a curated record. NCBI's taxonomy places the organism in Eukaryota, Fungi, Ascomycota, Sordariomycetes, Hypocreales, Clavicipitaceae. The transcript is spliced from 2 exons. Bases 1 to 2442 code for a protein of 813 amino acids.
AUGAUCGUCGACGAAUUCUCCCAAGAUGACUUCCAUGAUCUGACCGAUAACGCCUUGCAAGAACUCGAACGAAACGCCAUACAGCUCACCCAAGCUCGCAUAAAGCAGGCGCCGUCGCAGGAAGCGCCGCAGAGGCUGCCCAGUUAUGGCUGGGAAGAGGAGGACGAUGACUUGGACGACACCGAAGUAACAAGCGAUGCCGGGAUACCCAUUGGCAGACCGGUCGUCGACAACACUCUGCCGCAGCGCCGGCAGCCGCCAACAAUACGACAACGUCAUGGCCAGCCAGGCUCACAAGCCCGUCGGCCGAUCCCUCCUUUGCCGAACCCUAAAUGGAAUCCCAUUGUUGAUGAUUCAGGCACGGCAGGGCCUAGGAUACCCCAACAUCCUCGCAUGUCGGCUGCAGCAGCCCCUCGGAAUGCCCAAUUUUCGGCCUCGCAACAACUCCCGUCGCAGCCUCCUCCGCAACCGACCCAUUUCGCCAGGCCACCGCUGCCCGUGAACCGCUUCCCUGCUUCCCAAGCAUCCCAAGCAUCCCAAGCAUCCCAAGCAUCCCAAGGAGGCCCGACAGCGAAUGUGAUAUCCGCCCUUCAGCAGCGGGUCCGCUCGCUCGAAUCCGAGCUUCAUGCCGCUCGCGGUGAAGCGUCCAUCAUUCGCUCCAACUCCCUCAAAGCCCAGCAGGGCUACGAUGCCCAAAUUGCCCGCUUGAAGAAACUGAGCGCCGAGCAGCUGGAAAAGCAAAACAGAAUUGCCGAGGCGGCUGUGGCGGCUGAGAAGAGUGCAAACACGGAGCUGCAGUUCCUGCAGCGGGACAUGAGGGAAGUCAGCGACAGGGCUCGACGGAAAGAUGCCAGUGCAGCCGGCGAUUUGACCGUUACACCCAAGAAAGCCAACAAGUCAUGGGGCAUUGCUGAUGGCUUCGCCGGAACGGACCUGGCCAUAAGCCCCAGCCGACCCCAGGGACGACUCAGGCCGUCAGGUUCCGUCGCAGUCAAUGUCGGGGAACGCACCCCCAGCCGGGGCAAGAGAAAACGACCGCCGGCAGACAGCCCCAUCUCGGCGCUGGAGACGUUGACAGAAGAUGCCGUUGUCAGCCAGCAAGACCCACGACAAGCCCAGGAUACUUGUCAAGCCGCUGUUGCGCCAGCUGCGCCGGCUGCCCCGUUCGAAUUUCUGCAACUCGUCCUGGAUCACGGCUCGUUCCAUCAGCAGCCACCGACGUUUGAUACGUUAUCUCGGUUCUCGUUUCCGUCCGACCCUACCGCUACGUCCUUUGCCACCAUGAUAUUCGAAAAACUACCUUUGAUGGGGAAGCCUCACUGUCCGCUCCAGUUGCUCGUCGACUUUUGCGAGCAUGUGAUAGCCCUGUGGACGCGCUGUGUGGAGGAGGAGUUUUGGGAACCGGUCAAGUACCUCGUGUCGCUCGUCUCCUUCACGCUUGACCUCGACACGACGUCGGUGUCGCCGCUGAUUGUGCCCAACCUGCUUCCCAUUGCCCAAACCACCAUUGCCAGCCUGGCCGACGCGCGACGACGGCUUCCCGACGGCAGCCUCUGCGACAGCGACGAGUACAGCUUUCUGGAACAGCACGUAAACACCACCCAGCUGCUGGGCCUGCUGUAUGCGUCGGCGCUGUCCUGUUGGGCGUGCCCCAGCCCGACGGACGACGGCCUUGAGUAUACGCCAGCCAGGUUCUGGACGCUCAUGUCUCUGGACAUGGUGCUGCUGCUGCUGGCUCCGAACCAGAAGCCGAGCGACGUCGUGGGCAUGCUGGAGCUGCUAGCCACGUCGGCCACGGCCACAUCCAUCGGGCCCAUCGGGCCCGUCGGCGCGGACGCGGCACCGCCCGACGUCGCCAAAGCCAUCAUCGAGAGAGUAUCGGCCAAGCUGACGGAACGGCCGAGGGCGGACAUGACGCAGAAGCAGCGGCGCUGCGUGCGACUCGCCGCGCUGCGCACGCUCGCGGCCUUUUCCCUGUCGUCCUUGGGGGCCGCCGAGCUGGCCAGGCACGACCGCGCGAUUCCCCGGCUGGUGACGUGCCUGAGCGGCGCCAUUGACGAGCUGUACGACCAGCCCAUCCCGGCCUGCGUCGUCGCGCCGCCCUCGCCGCCGCACGCCUCGGCGGCGCUGGGGCGGCAGUGGCCCGACUCGUCGGCCCCGGCGGACCUGUACCUCGUCAUCUCGCAGAGCGUCCUGCUCGUGCACAAGCUCGCCACGGAUGCCGCGACGUGCAACAUGGUCGACGUCGGCCACAAGCUGUCCAUGUUCCACGGCGGCAGCCAGCGCUACCUGCUGGCCCUGGGGCGCCUGGCCUUUGCGGAGGAGGACCUGAUCAUGGAGGCGGGCAUAGCCGGCGAGGUUGUGGAAGCCGCCCACGAGCUGCUGGAAAUGGCCGUGACGCCGGACGAGGGGGAGACCAUCAGCGAGGCGUUCGGGGCGUGA